Messenger RNA from Lottia gigantea (owl limpet), 3582 nucleotides. RefSeq lists its product as hypothetical. Bases 1 to 3582 code for a protein of 1193 amino acids. The transcript has a single exon. Gene Ontology annotation, molecular function: protein binding. Gene Ontology annotation, biological process: signal transduction. The record is from RefSeq and is a predicted model, not a curated record. Lineage: Eukaryota; Metazoa; Mollusca; Gastropoda; Lottiidae.
AUGGAGAAUUUCAGCUUAAUUUUCAUAGUGCUGAAUGUAUAUUGUGUUCUUGAGUUGGUGAUAGCAAAGCCACAACAACGAUCUUUUGAUGUCAGAUGGCCGAAUGGUAGUGCGGUAUCUAUUCAUUUCCCAAAUCAAAAGGAAUCAGGAUGUAUUUUAGAUAGAGUACUUGAUAAUUUGAUAUGUAUGAAAAAUUGGCCCCAUUAUAACAUAAUUGGCAAAUGGAAAUAUUAUCCUGAACACAUAAAAUAUGUGUCAGUAAGAUGUCAUGACCAGUCGUUUCUAGCUGAACAUCAACAUAACUGUUACUGUAAACAUUCUAAUAUUACUACCAGCCAGCAUCCAGGCAAACACAGGGACGAUUUUAACUUCUGUCAGCUUCAUACAAUCUCCUACAAUGUAUUUUAUCAAUUGUCCAAUGUACAAGUGGUUGACCUUGGUAGUAAUCUGCUUAAAGAAAUCCCAGUGGGUCUUUUUAAGAAUCAAAAAUCUUUAUCCUAUCUGGAUCUUUCUAACAAUCCAUUACGAGAUAUGCCUCUUGGGCUUUUCUGUAAUUUAUCUAAGCUUCAAAUCAUAUUACUUCAACAUUUAUCAUUGGAAAUAUUUCCUUGGUCUGCCUUUUCUUGCGUUGAUGAUACAAUUUUAAAUGUUAAGAUGAUCGAUUUGAGCAUGUCUCAUAUAUCACAGAUAGCUGACCAAUCUUUCCGUAAUAUUCCUAACCUUGAGUUUUUAAAUCUAACCAGCAAUCUACUUCACGACCUUCCACCAACACCGUUCCAUGGGGCCACAUCUUUAAAAUAUCUGGAUCUAUCAGAAAACUUCAUAUCCAGGAUAUCACAGGAUUUCUGUGAUGGAUUACAUAAACUAGAAAAAUUGUUCCUGAGAGGAAAUAGUUUCCAGUACAUGGAUUUCGCAGUGUUUGCCAAAUGUGACCACAUUCACCAUCUGGAUAUUUCUAAGAAUUUACUUGAACAUCUACAACUUUCUAGCUCGCCACAUUUUGCUAUGAAAAACCUGAAUCUCUCGGAUAAUGACCUGGAACAAAUACCGGCGUUUUUCUUCAAUCAAAGCUACACAGAACUCGAAUAUCUGGACAUAAGUGAUAAUGAUAUAAGAUUUAUUGAAAAUGGUGCUUUCACUGGACUGAACAAUCUUGUAUUUUUGGAUUUGAGUUGGAAUCUAAUUGAAGUACUAAGUGAUCUUGUGUUUGAGGAUUUAGAUAACCUUGUUCAUCUGGAUCUGGGAAAUAACAUGAUUGCUGCAAUAGAACCCGCAACGCUUGGGAAUCUAACAGCACUACAGGAACUGCAUCUAAACUACAACCAUAUUUCAACUAUUGGUAAUAUCGGCCUGGAUAAUCUUGAAAAUCUUCUUCUUUUACGUCUUGACAAUAACCAUAUUACCAAUAUUCCAGAGGCACUAUUUGGAAAUCUGACGAGUUUGAAUGUGCUCAAUUUAUCACGAAAUCAUCUCGAAUUCAUUCAAAAUACAACAUUUCAUGCGGAAUUAGUGGUCUUGGAUUUAUCUUUUAAUAUGCUGAAGGAACUUCCCGUAGGAAAAGGUUUAAAGACACUUUUGCUGCGCAGAAACCACAUUACUUGGAUUCCAUUGCAUGUUUUUGAUGCAAUGACCCAACUUGAAGUUUUGGAUUUAAGCUUUAACAGGAUAACAACACUAGACACCAAAUCAUUUGAUGAACUCGUCAAUAUUCAGUUAUUGGACUUACGACAGAAUGAAAUCCACACAAUUCUAAAGAGUGAGGACUUUGACAUGCCUCCAUUGUUUCACAAACUUGACCUUAGUCAUAAUAAUGUCACUAACAUUUCAGAUAUUGGUGUUUGUGGAUUCUUACACUCAGUCAUCAAUCUGGAUUUAUCUUAUAAUCCCAUAGAGACAAUUUACAAUGUUUUUGAUGGCGGAAUGUCUAGGACUACCAUAAAGAACUUUGUUUGUCAAUAUUGUCAACUGGUUCACGUGGCAGACACUAGUUUCGAACACGUUCCUUCACUAACAAUGGUUGAUUUGUCUAAUAACAAAUUGAGCCAUUUUCAACCAUUCUUCUCUUCUGCUGAUUUCAAUCUUCUUUAUAAUCCUGUAGUUUGUACCUGUGACAUGAAAUGGCUAAAAGAAAAACUCGUUGUCGUCAACAAUAUUCCUGUUCACACCAGCCAUUACAUCAUUCGUAAUUGCUUCACCUAUCCCAAAUUAGGGUUAAUGAAAAUAGCUGAUGUCCCAUCUGUACACUUCCUGUGUCAAAUACCAAACUGUACCAACUUGUGUAAAUGUUAUACAAGAGAAAUUGACCUGAUUCCGGAAACUGUUAUCUGUUCACGUAAUUUGACCUCCAUACCAACCGAUUUACCCAUGUCUUCAAAGGAAAUCUAUUUGGAUGGAAAUGAUUUAGAACAUUCAGCUUUUCAAGCAAAGCCAAAAGUGGAAUUUUCUUCACUGGAGGAAAUUUAUCUUAAUUCUAGUAAAUUUCAAGGACUAGCAGACGAUUUCUUCUCCAACAUGCUCAGUCUUAAAAAGAUAAACCUCAGUGAUAACAGUAUUAUCAACUUGGCAUCAAAUACUUUUCAUAAGCUUGGAUUUCUAGAAGAACUAUAUUUAGAUAACAAUGGAAUUAGAACAAUUCCUGCAGGCCUUUUAGAGGGUCUUGUAAAUCUUAAACUGUUGAGUCUUCAGAAUAAUAAACUACAUUUUCUCUUGCCUGAAACGAUAUCUGAACUGUCAGUUAUGGUUGGUUUCAGAUGGAUUAUACUAUCAAACAAUCCGUGGAUCUGUAAUUGUCAAAAUAUAGAUCUGAUUGACUGGGUCAAAGGUCAUAGGAGUAGAGUUUUUGAUAGACGUCAUGUCCGAUGUGGUGAAAUUGAUAUCAUGAGUUUUGAUAGAAGUAAAUUGCAGUGUUCUAAUGAUUCUCAUCAAUUAAGCGCCAUAGUGGGAAUUUUGGCCUCGUGUUUCUUAGUGUUGAUUGCACUAAUAUCAAUCUGUAUUUAUUCAAACAGAAAAAAUAUCAUUGCUUUAGGCUAUUCUAGAAUGAAAAUAGAAAAUUUUCAUUGUUUUAAAAAUGUGGUAAUAAGAAAUGACUAUUUGUAUGAUAUGGUUAUUAUAUUUGACGAAAAUGACUCGAAGUGCCGAUGGUGGGUCACAAGGAACCUAAUACCUCGUUUAACUAAAAGAAAUUGGAAAUUCAGGAUUUACAUUCCUAAUUGUGAGAACAAUACACCAGAUAUGCUUAUUCAUGAAAUCAGGGAUAAUAUUCGACACAGUCAGUGUACGUUGUUUUUAUUAACUAAGAAUUUCAUAUACAGUCAUAUUUGUACGAAAAGUUUUAAAUAUGCUAAGUACGAUUCACGUCAUUUUGGACAUUUGAUUCUAAUAAUAGCAUGGGGUGAAUUGACUAGAGGCCUGUUAGAAAGUGAUGCUAGAACGUUUUUAUUAUUAGGUAAUUACCUUAAAAUACGUGAGAGAUUUGUCAUUGAUAAAUUGAUAUGUUUAAUGCCAACUCCACUAUCAGACAUUACUUUAUCAGAAUCAUCUAUAUCAGAUGAACAAAAUGUCAUCCAUUCAUCAUAUAUAUAG